GAUUGAACUGACAAAUCAAAGUCGCAUGCGCGAUAAAAUAAACUUUUUUUUCUCGGCAAGACAUAAGGACGUACUUAACAACAAAACAAAUGUCAAAAGAAAUGUUUAAUCUUUUUUAUGAAAACAGUAUCUAAAAGUGUGUUUUAAAUAAAUCUUAUUUACAUAUUUAGUAUACGGCUGGUUAUAUACUAUAUUUUUUUAAUAAUUUACGCUUUAAAAUGGAUGCAUUCAUACAAUUAAACAAUCAAACUGCUGGUCGUGAUAAGAUUAUAAGAACUUUGCAAUACGGCAGUCGUGCUUACUGGUUUUAUACUCAAAAUAAACACAGUACAGCUUAUUCUGUGGAUGUUUUGAAAAGUCUCGAAUACACCUUCAGCUCAUUUAGAAAAUUGCUACGACUAGGAAGAUGUUUCGAGAGUCUAUACUCUACAUUUUCGACAAUAAAUUAUCCCGAUGUGGUUAUAAGGAUAACAAUGUCCGUAUCACGAAUUUCGAGUGCUCUCUUCCUUUUGGCUGAUCAUAUUAUUUGGAUUGGUCGUGUUGGAAUAAUGCAAGUUGACAUUUCCAAAUGGACUUCAAUGUCAAAUCGUUAUUGGUUAAUGAUGCUUAUCAUGAAUUUGACGAGAGAUUUUUAUGAAAUUCUUCAAAUUUUAAAAGACUGUAAAACAAAUUUAUUAUGGAAUAGAGCCUCAAAACGUAGUGUAUUAAAAUAUUACGGUCAAGUUUGCAGUCAUUUCAAGUAUCGCACAGAUAUUAUAUCGGAUACAAUUAAAAAUGGUUGCGAUAUUUUUAUUCCAUUGACUGCAUUAGGUUAUACAAAAUUAAGUCCUGGUGCUGUGGGAAUAUUAGGUGUAAUUUCUUCAUUAAUAGGAAUAUACACUCUUGUUUAUCCCGCUGCAAAAUUGGUGCCAUCGUGAAAAUGUUGUUUUACAAUUAAUUAUAAUAAUUAGUAUUCGCUCAUUAUAUAUAUGUAUAUUGAUAAAUUAAUUAAUAUGGUAACCAAGAAGACUUUUUUUUAUGGCAUAAUGUUAAAAUAUUAUUGAACAAUUAAUAUACAUACAUUUUAACAUAAAUUAUCAAGCAUUUAAGAUACAAAUUUAUAGUUUUACAAUCUGAUAUAAAUAUUAUAUAAAUAUACCUUUACGAAUAAUGUUACACAAUAUUCAUGGUUUAUAUUUUUGUAUAAAAUGAAAAUGUUAGUAAUAUAUGUUGACAAAAGUUCAUUAUAAA
Molecule: messenger RNA, 1230 nt
Organism: Leptopilina boulardi
Lineage: Eukaryota; Metazoa; Arthropoda; Insecta; Hymenoptera; Figitidae
Gene: Pex11ab
Product: peroxisomal membrane protein 11B
Exons: 4
Coding region: 219-917 (232 amino acids)
Biological process (GO): regulation of peroxisome size; peroxisome fission
Cellular component (GO): peroxisomal membrane
Source: RefSeq, a predicted model, not a curated record